Messenger RNA from Bolinopsis microptera, 801 nucleotides. Its product is annotated as coiled-coil domain-containing protein 42 homolog. The coding region runs from base 1 to 801 and encodes 266 amino acids. The transcript is spliced from 7 exons. NCBI's taxonomy places the organism in Eukaryota, Metazoa, Ctenophora, Tentaculata, Lobata, Bolinopsidae. The record is from RefSeq and is a predicted model, not a curated record.
AUGCCAGUUUCAUUAGAAGAGUAUUUUCGUACAACGUUCGAGGACAAGCUUCUAGUAAAGCUACCAGAAAGAGAAGAUGAGCACCUCACUCCAGCAACACGACUGCUGGAGAAGCGUCGUGAGAUGACGGAAGUUGAACAGGCAUUAAAUGCACAAAAAGAAGAGUUUCAAAUGAAAAUGGAGUCGAUCCAGCAACGGAGAGAGGAACUUGAACGGAAGGAGUAUACACUCAAAGAAUCAUUAUUAAAGUUUGACAAGUUUUUGAAGGAGAAUGAUGCAAAAAAGAAUCGAGCGGUCAAGAAGGCAAAUGUUGAAAGGGAUGCUAAACUUCAGAGAAUGAGAGAGAUCGAAGCCUUAUCUGAAGAAGCCAAGCAUCUACAACACGAAUUGGAAGUUCAGAAAAUUAAGCUGACCAAACAUAUGGUGUUCCAAAAAUACAUGGAUAGAGUCUUGGAGACAGCAGACGAAUUCUCGGAGAACAAAGACGCCAUCCUUAGGUACGACACCCUGGUAUCAACCCAUCAACACCUACUCAACCGGGAGAUAGAUAACCAGGACCGACUGGAGAAGGAAAAAGCUAACCUUAUGAAAUUCGUGGAGGAGAAAAACAACGACAUCAUGAGCUUCAACAAUCAACUAGCCAACCUUCAGGUUCUAGAAUCAACUAGCCAACCUUCAGGUAGGUUCAAGAAUCAACUAGCCAACUUUCAGGUUCUAGAAUCAACUAGCAAACCUUCAGAUGCAGCUAGAGACUGCGCAGAGUGCAGCAGUAAAGUGGGAGAGUGUGUGGACUCACAUUAA